AUGCAGGACAUGAGCGCAUCUGCUGGCUUCCAAUCCAUAUGCUCUCUCAACCAGGCCAUCCUGCACUACUACCUGUCGGACUACAGCAGCGCAGAGGCAGCCCUGCAAGCCGCCCAGAACCUGCCCACCCCUGCACACAGGGUCCAGCGCGAUUUCCUGGCCACGGAGGUCGCGCUGGCGAGGCGCCUGGCGGUCUCCGCGCGAGCCAGGCUCCAUACGGAGCGAGCCUGGCUGGGCGUGGCGUCUGAGGGGCCGGGCGUGGGACGGAGCGGUGCCGCGUCGGCCGAGUGCAGCACCCAGCCUGAGCCUGGCCUGGACCUGCACGCUGUACACGCUCUGCACGAGGUCCGCGCCUCCCUCCGGGAGCGGGACACCGCGGCGCCGGGCGUGCUGGAGUCCAUGCUGGCAGACAUUGCCGCCCUCGACCCUGGCGAGAGCGAGGCGGCUGAGGUGCUAACCUGCCAGGCAUCUGCCCUGGCCGGCCGUGCGACUCAGGCUCUAGAGCCGGCUGGCCCCUCCUCCGAAUCGCCAGCGAUCAGGGUGGCCCUGGGCUGCGGGGCACUGACGUGUGGUCGCCCCAACACCGCCGCCCUGCACUUCACAGAGGCCCUGAGGGGUUGCAGCGCAGCACCCGUGCCCACCGAUGCGCCAGGCGGAAGCCAGCCCUCCCUGCCAGAGACCGCCACGCGGCAGGCAGCCUGCCCAGACGCCCUGUCUGGCGCAGGGCUGGCGCAUCUCCAGGCGGGUCGGCACGGGCUGGCAGCGCGGUGCUUUGCUGGCGCCGCACAGCGUGCACAGCGUGCCCCCUGGCCCUGGAUCCGGCUGGCGGAGUGCGCAAUGAGGGAGGAGGUGUUUCGCCGGCCCCUCCUGGAUGCGCUCGCUCUGCCGCCGCGCCGCCCGUGGGCAUGGCCCGAGGAAGGCAGUGAGCUCAGCCCGGGUGAGCAGCGGAAACUGCUGGAGGGUUGGGACAUUGGGCCACCAGACCUGAGCGCCAAUACUACUGCCGCCUACCUCGGGCACGCCCGCUUCCUCAUCCGGCGGCGCAAGGAGGAACAGGCGGGGGAAGGCGUGCCCGACCAAAGAUAUUUCGAGUUCAUCGCGAAGAUCAACCUCGACAUAUCCUUUGCGGGGUUCGAGCUGAGGAGGCUGCUCUUUACGAUCCAGCAAAUAGCAGCCGCCUCAAACCAUGCCGAAGGACCAGGCUACCUGACCACCGGUGAGGCCCUGAACAUGCCCCUGGGCGGCUUUGGCGCAACUCAGGCAAGCCAGGGCGGCACCGUCCCACAGCGCCUUGCCGUGGGCGAGCGUGAGGCCUCCCUGCAGCGCUUCCUGGAGGAUGGCUGGCUGGCGGAGUUCCCUCAGGUACCCGGCAGCUUCACGCUGGGCGUGCGCACCCUCCUUGAACUCCCCGGCUGGAUCCUGGAGGCAGAGGAGCUGCCGGAGACCACCCGGCAGGUCCUGGAACGCUGCCGGGCUUGA
Messenger RNA from Auxenochlorella protothecoides, 1479 nucleotides. RefSeq lists its product as hypothetical. The coding region runs from base 1 to 1479 and encodes 492 amino acids. The transcript has 5 exons. The record is from RefSeq and is a predicted model, not a curated record. Gene Ontology annotation, molecular function: protein binding. Gene Ontology annotation, biological process: negative regulation of translation; mRNA catabolic process. Gene Ontology annotation, cellular component: CCR4-NOT complex. NCBI's taxonomy places the organism in Eukaryota, Viridiplantae, Chlorophyta, Trebouxiophyceae, Chlorellales, Chlorellaceae.